AUGAGUCGCAUCAGUGAUGUCAUCUGCAACGACCACAAAGAUCUUAAGGCAUACUAUCAACGAAUCCUCGAAGCAGAAGAUGAAGAUGAACAGACUCGAUGGCAAAAUAUGUUGACGUGGGAACUAGCACGUCAUGUGGUAGGCGAGGAGCUAGUGCUGUACCCGGCGCUAAAGAAGCACCUGCAGGAGGAUGCAGUCGAAGACCAUCAAAAACAUCAAAUGAUUAAAGACAAGUUAGCAGUUUUCCAAAACCUGAAAUCCAACGAUCCUCGCUUCAUGCCCACGGUAGCAGUGCUCAUGGAUGAUCUGGCUGCCCAUGUCAACCAUGAAGAGAAGAUAGAUCUCACCAACUUGGAAGAUGCUAUAAGUGAAGAGGAAAGUAAGCGCUUAGCGGCGUCAUUUGCUCGCACUAAGCACUUCGUUCCUACUCGUGCUCAUCCUAGUGCACCCGAUCGACCCCCAUAUCAGACUGCAGUUGGACUGAUCACGGCUCCACUGGAUUACUUGCAAGAUCUGUUUCGGAAGUGGCCCGAGCCAGAAGAAAUACUUGAUCAUGAUGCACCUCAAGAAUAA
This is a messenger RNA of Penicillium malachiteum, 573 nucleotides long. RefSeq lists its product as uncharacterized. NCBI's taxonomy places the organism in Eukaryota, Fungi, Ascomycota, Eurotiomycetes, Eurotiales, Aspergillaceae. The record is from RefSeq and is a predicted model, not a curated record. The transcript is spliced from 2 exons. Bases 1 to 573 code for a protein of 190 amino acids.